Messenger RNA from Alternaria viburni, 267 nucleotides. RefSeq lists its product as uncharacterized. NCBI's taxonomy places the organism in Eukaryota, Fungi, Ascomycota, Dothideomycetes, Pleosporales, Pleosporaceae. The transcript is spliced from 2 exons. The coding region runs from base 1 to 267 and encodes 88 amino acids. The record is from RefSeq and is a predicted model, not a curated record.
AUGACCGACGAAGGACGACAAACAACGCCGGAGGGGCAUAUCAAUGACCAACAACAGACCGUCGCAAAAUACGUUCCCGGAAACAACAUCCAGAUCACAGAAACCAUCAACAACAAGCUGAAGAGGAAGAAGCUUUAUGUCGCGUUUAGCCAGAAGAACGCGAAAGGAAAGACAGAGUACCAACUUACUGAGACGAAGGACGAUACCACGAAGCUCUACAUGAACGGGAAGUGGUUUCCUCAGGCCGAUGUCUACGUGAUUAAAUGA